CGCGCUCAGAGCUGCGGGGGAGAGCGGAGGGGAUCGGACCCGACCCGAGCGGAGGCUGCGCGGAGUUUCCUCGGCGCUUUCCCGAGGGGGGGACAAAAAAACGCAGCCGAAAGUGACCUUUGUGGCUCCGCUCAGCUGCUUUUAGGGAGAGUUUUCCUCCUUCUCCUCCUCCUCUUCCUCCUCCGGAGAGGGAACGCGAAACUCUCCGCACCUCGUCCUGCGCAGCCCCCUUCGCCGCUACCGCCUUCUUCCGCCGCUUUUCCAACCCCCCCCCCGCCUUGCCCCGCAAACUCUCCGCGCAACCAUGGUGAUGUUCAAGAAGGUGAAGAGCUUCGUGAUGGCUUUCAGCGAGCCCGAGAAGGUUUAUUGCAGCGGGGAGAAGGUGGCCGGGCGCGUCCUGGUGGAGGUGGCCGAAGUGACUCGGGUCAGCGCCGUCAAGGUGUUGGCUUGCGGAGUGGCUAAAGUCAACUGGGCGAAGGGCCCGCAGCAGUGCAAGCAGGAGAUGGAGUAUCUGCGCUUCGAGGAUGUGCUCUGCCUGGAGGAGCAGCCCACCGAUGGGGACGGCUCCGUCAUCCUGCGUCCCGGCAACAAGUACGAGUACAAGUUCGGCUUCGAGCUUCCCCAGGGGCCCCUGGGCACCACCUUCAAGGGCAAGUAUGGCUGUGUGGAUUACUGGGUGAAAGCCUUCCUGGAGCGUCCUUCCUUCCCCACCCAGGAGAUCAAGAAACGCUUUGAGGUGAUGGACCCUGUGGAUGUGAACACUCCAGAGCUGCUGUCCCCAGUCGCUGCCAAGAAGGAGAAGAAAGUGUCCUGCAUGUUCAUCCCCGACGGCCGCGUCUCCGUCAGCGCCCAGAUCGACAGGAAGGGCUUCUGCGAAGGUGAUGAGAUCUGCAUCAACGCCGACUUCGAGAACACCUGCUCCCGCAUCGUGGUGCCCAAGGCUGCCAUCAUGGCCAAGCACACCUACCUGGCCAACGGCCAGACCAAGGUCUUCACCCAGAAGCUCUCCUGUGUCCGGGGCAACCACAUCAUCUCGGGCAUGUCUGACUCCUGGCGGGGCAAAACCAUCCGGGUGAAGAAGCUCAAACCUUCCAUCCUGGGCUGCAACAUCCUGCGGGUGGAGUACUUCUUGCAGAUCUAUGUCAGUGUCCCUGGCUCCAAGAAGAUCAUCCUGGAGCUGCCCCUGGUGAUCGGCAGCCGCUCGGGCAUCGGCAGCCGCAGCUCCAGCAUGGCAAGCCAGGCCAGCUCCGAGAUGAGCUGGGUGGACCUCAACCUGCCUGAUGCCCCAGAAGCUCCUCCUUGCUACCUGGACAUAGUGCCCGAGGACCACCGGCUGGAGAGCCCAACCACCCCCCUGCUGGAGGAGGCUGACAGCUUCGACAGCCCCAUCUUCAUGUACGCCCCCGAGUUCAAGUUCAUGCCGCCCCCCACGUACACCGAGGUGAGGAGCGGCACUGCGGGCACCGCCGGAGAGACCUCGGUGGAUCCCUGCGUGGCCAACAACAACAACGUGCAGUGAUGGGGGCAGGCCUGGGGCCUUGCCUGCGUUUCCUGGACUCUGGCUCCCUCUGGGAGCUCGGCAAAGCUCUGGCACCAACGCCAGGGCAGGGGGAACCUGUCCCAGUGUCUUGUGUGCUGCCCACCCGUGGCUGUCUGACCGCUGAGUGGGAUGUGGAGAAGGGGGCAGGAGACCCUCAGCGUUGGGGCAAGAGGCAGAAGCCCCCAACCAACCUCUUGGGAGAAGGAGAGAUGCCAGCCCCAGAGCCUUGGGGAAGAGCCUCACGGUGAUGCCUUCACCCAACACAGCCUGGCCUGGGGACAGCAGGGACCUGUCCCCCCUGCGUGGACGAGGAGGUGGUUGGAGCUGGUUCCUCUGGGUGCCCUGCAGCCCUCUGGGUGCCCUGCAGCUGUCUUGUAGCUGUCCUGCAGCCGUCCAACCCUGCCUGGCUUGGGUGGGAGCCUUGGCCCUGGCCGGAGGAGCCCACACCUGGUGCCAACCAGUUGAUCCCAGUUGCUCCCAGCAUCAGCAAGGAGGUCCCCUGGGAUCUGCUCCCACCUCUGGCUGCUCUGGGCACAAACUUUGUGCGAAUCUCCUCUGUUUUUUUUUACUGUUUUUUUAGGGUGGGUUUGUGGGGGAGGGGGUGGGGUGGGGGAGGGGAACUUCAACCUUUGUACUCAUCUUGGUGUCCCCACCCCUGGGGGGUGAGGAAGGCUCAAAUAAAGACCUUCUGGCACCUGC
Molecule: messenger RNA, 2239 nt
Organism: Pogoniulus pusillus (Red-fronted tinkerbird)
Lineage: Eukaryota; Metazoa; Chordata; Aves; Piciformes; Lybiidae
Gene: TXNIP
Product: thioredoxin interacting protein
Exons: 8
Coding region: 305-1519 (404 amino acids)
Biological process (GO): protein transport
Cellular component (GO): cytoplasm
Molecular function (GO): ubiquitin protein ligase binding
Source: RefSeq, a predicted model, not a curated record